AUGCCGCGACAAGUCGGACAAAAUUUCAAUGAACUGUUUGGUUACAAAUAUGCUGCAGGAAAUCCUCAACCAACAUCCGGAAUUUCACCAGUAGGUGUCGAUCUUCUCCGACAUCUUCUAACGUUUAAUCAUUUUGAUCGGCCAACUGCUGAAGAAGCACUAGCUCAUCCAUUUCUGACUGGCUUUCAUAAUCCUGAGGAUGAACCGACUCUAGACUCAUUGGUUGACGAACAUCAAAAUGCAUGUUACAAUGUGGAAAAGUGGAAAAGUAUAAUCUGGGAACUAAUUCAACGGUUUGAGGAACCCGUAGUAGACGCUGACGAUGAUAACGACGAUAUGGAUACCGAUUCACAAAACAUACCAUAG
Molecule: messenger RNA, 366 nt
Organism: Adineta ricciae
Lineage: Eukaryota; Metazoa; Rotifera; Eurotatoria; Adinetida; Adinetidae
Source: the annotation of a GenBank genome assembly